Musa acuminata AAA Group (dessert banana) is the source of this 678-nucleotide messenger RNA. RefSeq names its product phytolongin Phyl1.1. The record is from RefSeq and is a predicted model, not a curated record. Gene Ontology annotation, cellular component: membrane. The transcript is spliced from 2 exons. NCBI's taxonomy places the organism in Eukaryota, Viridiplantae, Streptophyta, Magnoliopsida, Zingiberales, Musaceae. The coding region runs from base 1 to 678 and encodes 225 amino acids.
AUGAGUCCGCCGAUCCAUAACACGGUCUACUGCUGCGUCGCCCAAGGGAACAGAGCAAUGUGUUCUUACAACAGCGGAGGCCCGGAGCUGGAGAUCUUGGCCGCCGAAUGCCUCGAGAACGCCCCGGCUUUCCACGCUUGGUACUUCCACACGACCGGCGUGAGGACCGUUGGGCUCUUGAUGGCGGAUGGCUAUACUUAUCUCGCCAUCCUCGACCUUGGCGUCUGCAACUUGGCAGUGCUCCAGUUCCUGGAGAACAUAAGGGAUGCCUUCCUGAAGGCCCCCGAGGAUGGCCUCCAAGACGAACUGGUUAGAGUCAUCGAGGAUUUGAUCGCAUCACCGGAGAACAUCCACCAAUCCUGGCUUUUGGCUGAGGAGAAUUGUGAGGGGAAUGUCUCUGAUGAAGCCUCGACUUCCACGAAGGAAACACUGCAAAGGAAUGACGAGCAUUAUGGUAGUGUUGUCGGAGAUAAUAAGAAUGUAAAGGUGGACGUGACGACGGAGCCAACGCCCCUGCGGAGGAGCUUAAGCUCGAGCAGGCCACAAUUGGUAGGACGUGAAUUAUGGUGGCGUCAGAUGUAUAUGCUCAGCAAGUAUGCAAUUUCUUUAGAGAGAGGAUAUGAUGAUGCACUUAGGGCCAAAGUUCUUGUAUAUGUUCUUUACAUAUGGAUCAUGUAG